Messenger RNA from Pararge aegeria (speckled wood butterfly), 2528 nucleotides. RefSeq names its product G-protein coupled receptor Mth2-like. Gene Ontology annotation, biological process: cell surface receptor signaling pathway; G protein-coupled receptor signaling pathway. The record is from RefSeq and is a predicted model, not a curated record. NCBI's taxonomy places the organism in Eukaryota, Metazoa, Arthropoda, Insecta, Lepidoptera, Nymphalidae. Bases 300 to 1850 code for a protein of 516 amino acids. The transcript is spliced from 8 exons. Gene Ontology annotation, cellular component: membrane. Gene Ontology annotation, molecular function: G protein-coupled receptor activity.
CUCGUGCAUGACGUACAGAACCUCGGCUGCAAACAGUUCCGCGCCCGCGACAAUUCUUAUCUCUUAUCACAUUAAAAAAUGAUACAUCGAAUUACAUCACGAGUGCGACGAUAAAGUACCUACUCCGCGAUAAACAUUACAAGGAUUCAUUGUGUGGAAAUUAAUAUUAGUCAUAUCAAAUUGUGACAAAUAUUUUGAUUGCUAACUUUUUUUUGGAAAUAUGUUACGAAGUGGAUUAAAUCUUGAAUUAAAUAACCUUUAAAGUAAACAGUUUAAGUGUUUUGAGUACUUAAAUCAAAAUGUUUGUGUUAUUUUUAAUAAUCACGGGGUUGGUAUGCGUCAACUCAACACCUUGUAGUAGAGACGAAAGUUUGAACAUAACUACCGGGAUCACUUUUGAAAAUGGUUCAGUACUAUACGAUGGGUUGGAAUACGUCGAUGGCACUUGGUAUGUGUUGGACAUAGAUGGGUUGGACGUCCGGUUCGGUUGUCCCUGUAUUGGGCGUCGGUGUUUGUGGAAGUGCUGCGGAAUUGGCCAGAUGUUCCUUAACAGGACCUGUGCGGACGUAGAUGUGAGUGAAGCCAACCCGUUCAACCCACCAGUGUUUAAAGGACGGGAUCCGGUAAACGUAAUCGCUCAUCUUAAUUUCUUCUAUAUGCCAAGACAAUCAUGUGAGAUGUACCUGGUGGAUUCCAACUCGCCAGUUGAAGAGAUAUACCUCCAGGAGAAUGGGUCCUUAUUAGAAAUAGCAACGAACCGGCCGCAAUGGCACCCCCCACGUAUGUUCUGCCUUGAUAUGAAGUUGGACAAUAGUUCGCCUAAAUCCAGGCUGGUGGGUGGAGUCUGCUACCCGGACAGUGGAUCAAAUGAUGACAGUCCUGGGCUUUACAUCGCCUAUGGCAUCGGUCUUAUGCUGUCUGUACCAUUUCUUUUGGCAACAUUCCUCGUGUACGCCUUCAUACCGGAGCUGCGGAAUCUACACGGCAUGUGCCUUAUGGCGUACUGCGGAGGACUCAUCGUGGCCUACCCUUUCCUCGCGUACCUCAAACUGCACACGGGGAGAGUCGGUGUCGCAAUGACUGGAUGCUUCGUUAUAGCCUUCAUCAUAUAUUACGCAUUCCAAAGCAGCUUUUUCUGGCUCAACGUUAUGUGCUUCGACAUCUGGAGAACUUUCAGUGGAUAUCGAGGCGGUAGCUCAAGCAAGAGGCGAGAAAGAAAACGAUUUGCGAUGUACGGUGCAUACGCAUGGGGUGUACCGGCAUUGCUCACUGCAGUUACGAUUGGUAUGCAAUUCGGCACGAAUAUACCUGACCACAUUAUCACACCAGGGUUUGGACAUCGGCGAUGCUGGUUCGACAAUUGGCUUAGCGAGCUCGUGUAUUUCUUCAUACCGGUGUUUGUGUUAGUCGUGUGUAACGUGGUACUCUUCUCGGUAACAGCAAAUCGAAUACGAUCAAUCAGACAGGAAACAGCUAUUUUGAAGGGAGCUGAAUCUUCUCGAAGUGAUAAAUUGAAAAAGGAUAAACAAAGAUACGGGCUUUAUUUGAAGUUGUUCGUAAUCAUGGGAGUAAAUUGGACGGUAGAAGUGAUAAGUUUUGCAGUGGGGGGUUCAAAUUGGUACUGGAUCGUAGUGGACCUGUCGAAUAUCGCCCUCGGAAUAUACAUAUUCUUUAUUUUUGUAUGGAAAAACAAAGUACGCAGCUUAAUCGCUAAAAAAUGGCGCAGCGUUCGUGGUCUACCCGCAGACAGCACGUUGGGAACUUGGGGUACUCGGUCAAGCUCAGCUCCUACUGAAGAUACAAGAGUUUCUGCUGACGAAUCUGGGAUGCGACUCAAAGAAAUUCAUUGAUAAUAAUUCUGCUAAGACGUUAAUUAGAUCAGAGUUUGGUCUAUUCAUUAAUAAAAAUGUAUGUCAAAAAGGCACCGAAUUACGGUGUCAAUUCCAUUGAACACAAAACUCUAAACGCAUUGCUACCAGAAUUUAGAAUGAACAGUUCUUUUAUUUUCCACAGGGAAUUCAAGAGGACAGCACUAUGUUUAGAGAUUUUUGCAUAACGGAAUUAGCAUUAAUUAUUCAGUCAACGCUGACAAACAUGUUCUUCUUUUAGAUUAGAGGCGAGAAUUUUAAUACCUCUUGUAUUUACGUAGGGCAUUGCUAGUCACGUUUAUAUAAUUUUUUUAAUGGUAAGUCCACCUAAAGUAAGCAACGAGGCGUUCGUUAAUAUGACAUAAUUAUAUAUCAAUAUUUAGGUAAUGUAGUUGAAGAAAGGACAUCAUACAAUUUUAGCAUAUUUUUUGUUGCUAUAUUGCACAAGAAACCUACUAUUACCAUACAGAACAUUCUAGCAUUACAAUUAUAAUAAUAUGAACGACAUUAUGUAUAAAAAAAUAAUCAAGGAUCUGAGAUGAUAUUCGACCUAACAAAGUUUUUUUUUUCACUUUAACUAUGACAUGCAUUUAAUAUAAUUACUGUCGUGAACCAUAUGAUUUUACGUGUAUUUAAGAUUUGUUUUAGCGAUAAUUAUAA